CCCUUUCUCUCUUUUGCACCCAACUGUCCUCUGCUGCUGCUUGACACGAUGCGACUGCGUGUUGGUGCUGCUGCUGCGACUUUUGCAGCAUGGAAUUGAGCCUUUCGGGCGUUGACGGAGCGCUGAGGUGCACCAAGGCGGUACAAGGUACAUACAGGCAAGUUCCAGCACCCGAGGAGAUGGACUGACGGCUAUUCCGGGCAAAGAGAGGCCGAUGCGAAGAUGGGAUGGAUAUAAAGGCUGGAUGGGAAGGCCUCUCGGAUCAAUCGCCAAUAGCCGGGGCUCAACAAGACGCUGCACUGUUGAAUCAGGACCGACAUGCCUAGUUCCCAUCUGUAACCCAGUCCCGGUGUGCUUUUCUCUUCGUUGCUUUUUAUUUCCAUCCCCUUUCCCUCAGUAUAAGACGGAAUAUACUUGUAGCGCUCUUGUCUCAGGCGUCGUCCGCCCACUAAACCUCAUUCUGGGGCUUCUCCAUACCUCGUCCAGUGCUUCACGUGCUGCCACACGUCCAGCUUCGCCUCCCUUUCUUUUUGCCCGCCCCCUCGCCCGCGCUUCCAAAAGCAGAUUCAGCCGCAGCGGUAGCGGCAUCGCGUCGCCGGCGAGGAGAGAGUCAUUUUGUUGCUGCUGCUUGUUGCUGCUUAUUGCAGUUGCAGCUACAGUUGCAGUCGCUCCGGCUUUUACUGUGGCCACUGCUGGCGGGCCUGCUGUGCUGUGCUGUGCUGCGCUGUAGCCAAAACGCCCCCAGCGAGAGACCAGCCAGCUCCAGUCCUUUGUGGCGGCA
This is a messenger RNA of Trichoderma asperellum CBS 433.97, 781 nucleotides long. Lineage: Eukaryota; Fungi; Ascomycota; Sordariomycetes; Hypocreales; Hypocreaceae. The record is from RefSeq and is a predicted model, not a curated record.